Fusarium sp. VM40 is the source of this 1038-nucleotide messenger RNA. NCBI's taxonomy places the organism in Eukaryota, Fungi, Ascomycota, Sordariomycetes, Hypocreales, Nectriaceae. The record is from the annotation of a GenBank genome assembly.
AUGGAUAUUACUGUAACCUUCAAUGAGCUCCUGCGGGAACGAAAUGCGCCGGAAACCAGAAAACGUGUCACCUUAGAUGCCAUUGAUGGCUUCUUGAAGGAGGCAUUUCGAAUUAAUUCGCAUAUCACCAGCCUACAUCGAGAACUCCAGGACGUUAGACAAGCAUACCUUUCGACCGCACAACCACGAAAAACGAAUAGCCGAACCGUGAAGGGCCAGACCCGCGUACUCACAGACCGAGACCGAGAAGAAGUUGACGCCAAUGCGAAGCAGAUGAUUCGAGAGUUGAAUGCUGGCAUUCGUGCCCUUGACGAAGCUGAGCAGUUGCGGCGCGAAACCGAAUCAGCCAUAAUCCGAAAGAAAUAUGUGGGAGGCUUGGGGGCGCUGGGAUCAUGGGCCUCGGGUGGUAUGCUUAGUAGCAAAACAGAGGAACAUGCGGAAGCGGAAGCCAAGGCGCGAGAUGUAGGAAUUCACCGGGAUAGUGUUGUCUGGUUUUUACGGCAACGGCUGGAACUAUGCUGUCGAACCCAGCAGGAUAUGAUGGAGGCACGCCUGACAAGGGAGAUGGAGAAGAGCCGCAGCAUGCUUUCAAGAUCUGGUGUGACUAUCGCAGGGGACUUUGCAGAAUUUCCUCCGUCUGCCCGACGACAUUCGCAGGCGGACCCCGCCAGGCAGAUCCCUAUGUCCGACGACGGCCAGUUCCCGAGCCAGGGGUUGACGGAGGAGCAGAUUCAGAUGUUUGAGGAGGGGAACCAAGAUAUGAUGAAGCAUUUCGAGAGCAGCUUGGGCAAAGUCAGGACUGCCGAGAAGUCGUUACUGGAAAUAUCCGAACUGCAGUCGCUGCUUGUGAACAACCUUGCAACACAAUCAGCGCAUAUUGAACAACUAGUGUCGGAUUCGUUUUCGACAACAGAAAAUGUUGGCGGUGGUAAUAAGGAGCUGAAAAAAGCAACAGAGCGUGCAAGCACAGCCAAGUAUACGUUCUUUGCAGCGAGCGGGCUGUGCGCAUUUCUAGUUGUCUGGGAUCUCAUCUUUUAA